Molecule: messenger RNA, 665 nt
Organism: Musa acuminata AAA Group (dessert banana)
Lineage: Eukaryota; Viridiplantae; Streptophyta; Magnoliopsida; Zingiberales; Musaceae
Product: histone H4
Exons: 2
Coding region: 146-457 (103 amino acids)
Biological process (GO): nucleosome assembly
Cellular component (GO): nucleosome
Molecular function (GO): DNA binding; protein heterodimerization activity; structural constituent of chromatin
Source: RefSeq, a predicted model, not a curated record
CGGUCGAUUCUACCUCAAGCUCGCGCCCACGUUCUCCCUCUUCCACUAUAUAUAUAACCCUCGAACCGCCGUUCGUCUUCAUCGCUUCGAGCUUUCCGAUUCCCGCAAUCUGAGAAAUUUGUAGAUCUAGCUUCGGUCGGCGGCGAUGUCCGGGCGAGGAAAGGGCGGCAAGGGCUUGGGCAAGGGCGGGGCCAAGCGCCACCGCAAGGUUCUCCGCGACAACAUCCAGGGCAUUACCAAGCCCGCGAUCCGGCGCUUGGCGAGGAGGGGCGGUGUGAAGCGUAUCAGCGGCCUUAUCUACGAGGAGACUCGUGGCGUCCUUAAGAUCUUCCUCGAGAAUGUGAUCCGCGAUGCUGUGACCUACACUGAGCACGCCCGUCGGAAGACUGUCACCGCGAUGGACGUCGUGUAUGCCCUGAAGAGGCAGGGAAGGACUCUCUAUGGUUUUGGUGGUUAGGGCUUCACGUUUGAUUAAAGUCUUGCUGUCAAGAAAUCCAAAAAACUGAAACAAUGUAGAUUGAAUUCGAGACUAUGUGGCUAGGGUUUUCUUUGGUCAUCUGUCCUUCGGUAAUUUAAGCUGUUGUUGCUGGAAGCUCUGUGUGUAGGUACUGAUGUGCGACUCGUCCGCAAGUUUAUGAAAUUAAUAUCUCAUUGUGUUUGGUGAA